UAGAUACAAUAGGUAUUUACAAAAAAGGGAAGAAAGUAGGCUGAAAAUGGAUAGAAUUCAAACGAGGGUGGCCAAUUUGGAGGAAACGAUGAUGGAAAGAAACUCGAUGGGACUACCUCUUCCCUCUUGCUAUAAUGGUUCAGACGAUUUUCUAACGUAUUUGAAGGAGUUUAAUCGGGUGGCUACAGGGCAUGGGUGGCAACCUCCGAGAUGUUGCCAAAUCCUCCCUAUUUACUUGAGGGGUGCUGCUCUAGCAAUUUACGAGGGGAUGCCAGAGGAAGAGAAAAAUACUUGGAAGAACUUGGUUGAAGGAUUAGCUAAUAGAUUGAAGAAAAUAUCCACGAGGGAAGUGGCGAGGUUGAAAAUGAUAGAAAGAAGGCAAAAGGUGGGCGAGACCGUGGAUGAGUUUGCCCAAUCACUUCGUACCUUGGUCGAGCGGGCGUAUCCGGAUUCCUCUUUGGACGUGGAUCUUGCCGCCUUAACUCUCGAUCCGGCGGUAACAAAUAAUGUCAAGGGUGAACUGGGGAAGAUGACCAAACGGUUCAGGGACGAACAGUGUAGGGAUCGCUUCCGAGCGGGACUUUUACCAGAAAUCAAGGAAAAAAUCAUAUUCAUGGACGACCCCCGUUCCCUGAAUGAAGCAGUAUCGCAAGCGAAGCGAGUUGAGGAAUUAAAUAGUUCAAUAAAAGAGGAUGUUUGGCGAAGAACUAAGGAGGUGGAAGUAAAAGCAACCUUAGCAGAAGUUAAUGAAAUACGGGCAAAUAGGGAUCGGGAGAUGAAUGGAAUAAAAAAUGAACAAAAUUGGCACACACAAAAUUACAGACAAAAUAACUAUUCCCGAGGAAAUCAAUGGGGGCAAAGAGGAAAUAGGGGAGAAUGGCGAAGGGGGCCGGCGAAUCAAUUUCAGGCAUGGAAUCAGGGCUAUAGAGGAAACCAAAAUGCGCGGAAUUUUCGCAAUCAAAGAGGACAAAGAUGGACUCCAGGCCCCAGCAGAAACUCAAAUUCAAUCCCGGUACUGGGUGGCGGCACUAGCGGGGCUCGAGGAAGGGGCACAAAUUUUCAAAGAGGGGCAUACAGAAUAAAUGAAACCAGCUUCCCCUAUAUAUGCUUUUUGGCUAUGAUUUGUUUAAUUCUACCACUGACAAAUGGACAGUUCCAAAUUUGCCCUAAUUUCCCCGAGGGAACAGGAAUUGUCAUGAAUUUUCCAAAGGAUCAUAAUUGCACAAUCAAACUUGAGGAGAUACCGGAACUUGCUAAAAUAAACAUUUUUGUACCGAUUCGAUUGCCCAAGAAAUUCCCCGUGAUUAGGUGCCAGAAAUGGGUUGUGAGAAUGUGCACAGAGUCAUACCUGGGAAUUUACAGCAAAGAGAAGGAUGCCAAUAUAGUUUUUAUACAAAUUUCUAGGAAAGAAUGCUGGCACACCUGGGAUACUCAAUUAUUGCAGAGACGAGAGGAAAACGUCUGGCAGACCCCUAGUAACUGGGAUAAAGAGUAUUCAUUUUUUGGGGUUAAAUGCAAAAACGUAACAGGAAUAACUCUGGAAGAAGGUUCAGGGGCAAUACUUGAUGGGAGAAAAUUAGUGACUAGUUGGGGGGACGAAUUUUUAAUUAGUAAAAGACAAGAUGAAAAUGAAGGAUGGACAAAAACCCCGGAAAUUGAAGAAAUACUAAUGUGGAGGAUACCGGACCAAACUUAUUGGAAUACUCAUUUUCGGGUAGGGCCAGUGAGUGCUGAAAUUUGGUCUCCAAGAGCCAUUGUUGUUGACGAAUUGCAGUAUUCGUUUAUAUAUCACAAAAAUGCCACCCACCCUGAAAACUUGCAUGGUUUACCCGAAUUGGCAAUUCGAAUGGAAAAUGACGUCUUUGUUGAAAUAAUUAAGGAAAAAUUGGAAAAUAAAACAAGGGUCAAAAAACAAUCCGGGACUGACUUUUUAAAGAAAAACCGAAAAUUGUUUGAAGCAAGGACGUCCACACAGGGAACUACCCCGAGGGUACAAAGCAUAGAGACAACCCUUCCGGCUACGGUUAACCAAAAACCAAUAACCCGCACAGAAGAGACCAGAACACCUAUAUGGAAAGUGACCCCUUCCAUGCGAAGUUUAAUGCCAGUAACAGAAAGACCAAGGACCGUUAUUUCGACUACCACGACCCAGAAGCGAAUUCCUGCUACAAAAGAACUAAGCCUGACAACCCCAAGUAUUACCAGACUGACCACAACCACUCUGAGAGCUAGGACUACGACGAGAACGCCCCUAACCCCAACUACCUCGAGAAGAUUAAUUUUUACAACCACAGUCACCCCGAGAAAAAUCAUGACCACCAGUACCCCAAGAAUUACAAGCACCCCAAGGACCACCACGCGGAGAGUAACUUAUUCACUAAGACCCGCAACAAAAAUACGAACAUCGACCCAAAGUGCCCCUACCACGAGGAAAAUGGAAAUAACGACCAAAACCCCGGUUAUUGUGGAAAAGCCCCUGUCGAGAAUGAAGCCGGAAGGUCCGGGGGGUGAAAUAAAGAAAAUUCAGAUUCCUCAAAAACUGAUUGCGACAACAGAAAAGAGUACAACCACAGUGGUGAUAAAAAGGGACGUGUCCGAGAAGCCAUGGAUUGACCUGGGGGAUGAAAGUCACUCUAACUCCAGACUUAAUUACCUGGACUGGAAAACAGAGCAAAGAAGGGUAGUAGAAGCGAGGGAAAAAUGGAUAAACGAUUGUCAUAACAGGAAUACUCAACUGGCCAUUGCACGAACAUUAGCGAGGGAGAUGCCUGAGCAAGCGGCGCGAUCGCUUUAUAACCGGGAUGAUAUAACAGCACACUUAUUAAAUUCGCACGAAGGCCAACUGAAAUGGCAAAUAAAUAGGUGCCAGCAAGUAAAAGCUGAAUCAAUAGAAUGGAACCAGAUGAUUGGGCAGGAUUGUUACAAAGAAAUUCCCGUGACUGUAAAAAAUCGGAAAUAUUUUUUGAAACCAGGGGGGAGAGAUCUGAUGGAAGAAGGCACAAAAAUUAGUUGUUCGCGAAAGAAGAAAAUAAGUGAUCAGAAAUUGAAAAAUACCACAAAAAUGGAGGAGCUAAAUUUAAGGGAAUCUUUCAAAUCUAGUCCGCAUAUUAAUCGACAAAACCCACUCAUUUUUAAUUUGGGAAGUAUUUUUGAGUCAGAACAAAAUAGACUGGACCAAAACUUACAGGACCUUACAAAGAGAGUAAAUCGACCGGAGUUAACGUUUCCGGAAGAUGAAGCUAGUGAAGACGAAAUUACUGAAGAAAAGAACAUAACUCGCGGCACAGUUAGAGCGGUCCUGGCCCAUGGGAAUAAAGCCAUUCAAACUGUAAUAGAAAAGGGAAACGUCAUAAUAACCAAAUCAACUGAAGUCCUAGAAAAGGGUACAAAUUUUUUACAAGACCCCUUCGGAAUAAUGUCAACAAUAAAAAUGAUUGCAAUAAUAAUGGCCUGCGUCGCAAUUUUGAUAGGGCUCUGUGUGAUUUAUUGGAAAGGGAAAAUAUAUUUUAUGAUUGUUAUAAAUGGGAUGAGAACGGGAAUAAGAUUUGCAAACAUGAUGUUAAAUUUGAUUAAACCGAGAAGAAAAUUCAGACAAUCCCUUACAGUAGCCGCAGUGGAAAAGAGGCUAACCCCGACAGCGCCUUUAGCUGAGGAAAUAUUGGAGGAAGAAGCCUAUAUUCUAGAUUUUAUACCAAAAGUCUAUCAAGUAGGAUCGAAAAAACGAAGGUGUUACGUAAAUAUAAGCUUAAAUGGAAAUAAAACAAGGGCACUUUUCGAUACGGGGGCUGAUAUAACAUAUGUGAGCCAAAAAACUGCACAAUCUUGCGGAAUGAAAAUAAACAAGGGAGAUUUCCCACAAGCCUUGGCGGCUAAUUCAACACCCAUUUGCUUACUCGGGUCAUCAAAUACUUUAAUUGAGAUAGGAAACUUCCGGAAAAACUUCCCUGUACUUAUUUCAGAAAAUGAAGGAUGCCCGGGGGGAGCAAUAAUUGGCACAGAUCUCAUGGAAGAAAUAAACAGAGAGGAGGAAGAUUAUACUAUAGGAAUUGAUUUUAAAAAUGGGGAAGUACAAUUGGGGAGAAUUAAAUUGCCCAUGAUAUAUGCCGUAAACAUGGAAGAGAAGCCACUGGCAGUCCAAUUAUUAAAAACACACUUGCUUCCACCCUUAUCUGAUUCACUAGUUUGGGGGAGAGUAAACAAAGGAGUAGGGUCGGAAGAGCAAUUUAUAACUGUGGAGCGCCAACACCGAUAUUUUCCACUUCGAGUUGGCAAAUGCUUGGUUAAACCCAUGGCAAAACGAAUUGUCCCCCUUAGACUGAUGAAUUACGGAAACUCAGAAAUAAAAAUCCACGCCAACUCGAAACUUGCUGAUUUAGAACCAAUUGGAGGGGGUCCAGAAAUUAAAACAAUAAUAGAAAAAGAUGAGCUCUGUAUGACCGAUAAGGAAUGGAAAGAAUUUAAGGAGGAAGUGGACCAAAUCCCAGAAGAAGCCAAUUGGAUAAAGAAUUUACCAGAUGAACCUUUAAAUAAUCAGGAAAAACCGAUUUUCGAAAAAAUCUUCCUUGAGGGAAACAUUUUGAGCGAGGCAGGGUUACUAGAGCUAAAACAUAUUUUGGAAACAUACAAAGAGGCAUUUAUGAGAGAAGAUGGGAAAAUUGGAACCUUUAGAGGGAAAACUGUUCACAAAAUAGAUCUAACCGACGGGGCAAGACCUUUACAAAAUCGCCCUUACAGAUACCCGUUACAUUUACAAGAGGAGAUAGAGAAACAAAUAAAAAAUCUUUUAAAGCAAAAUAUCAUUCGCCCCUCAAGUUCUGCCUGGGCUUCCCCGAUAGUUUUAGCCAGAAAAUCGGAUGGAAGCUACCGAUUUUGUGUGGAUUACCGACGAUUGAAUUCGAUUACCAAAAAACAAACAUAUUUUCUCCCAAGGAUCCAGGAUUUAUUGGACUCAGCCAUGGGAAAACAAAUUUUUUCGGUAUUUGAUAUGUCAGCAGGCUUCCAUCAGAUUAAGUUGGCAAAAGGACACGAGGAAAGAAGUGCAUUUAUCUGCCACUGUGGACUUUUUGAAUACUUAAGGGUACCUUUUGGACUAUCCGGAGCCCCAACCACAUUCCAGAAGGCCAUGGAAGAAGUUAGGCAAUCCUGUUCCCGGAGCUUUCUAGUCUACCUGGAUGAUUGCAUACUAGGGUCAGAGGAUGAAAGAAGCCAUUUAAUUGAUUUGAAAGCCUUUUUACAAACAAUUAGUGAAGCAGGAUUAAAAUUGAAGCCGGAAAAAUGCAAAGUGGGCCAGGCGGAAAUAAGAUACUUGGGGCACCUAAUCUCGGCAAAUGGGAUUCGUAUCGACCCAAAAGAUCUUGAACCAAUUAUGAAAUUAAAGAAGCCCAAUACCCUGACGGAAUUGCGUUCACUUAUAGGGAUGCUGAGUUACUUCAGAAAAUUCACACCAAAUUUUGCCGAAAUAAUGAGCCCGAUAUAUGAACUAACAAAGAAAGAAAAUACCCGGGAUUGGGGAGAGACCCACGAUAAAGCACUGGAGGGGAUGAAAGAAUUGUUAACCUCCGCCCCAGUACUAGCCCCGCCAAAACUUGGAAAAGGGGGAACCAAGAAUACUCGUGCCAGAAAAUUUGAGAAAGAAAGUAAUGGAAGAGUAUCACAACGAUACACUGCAGGGGGGACAUCUGGGAGUAAAAAGAACACUAGAGAAAAUUAAAAGA
Meloidogyne enterolobii is the source of this 5714-nucleotide messenger RNA. The record is from the annotation of a GenBank genome assembly. NCBI's taxonomy places the organism in Eukaryota, Metazoa, Nematoda, Chromadorea, Rhabditida, Meloidogynidae.